Messenger RNA from Prunus dulcis (almond), 2043 nucleotides. Its product is annotated as pre-mRNA-processing factor 19-like. NCBI's taxonomy places the organism in Eukaryota, Viridiplantae, Streptophyta, Magnoliopsida, Rosales, Rosaceae. Bases 143 to 1714 code for a protein of 523 amino acids. The transcript is spliced from 18 exons. Gene Ontology annotation, molecular function: protein binding; ubiquitin protein ligase activity. Gene Ontology annotation, cellular component: Prp19 complex; cytoplasm; U2-type catalytic step 1 spliceosome. Gene Ontology annotation, biological process: protein ubiquitination; DNA repair; mRNA splicing, via spliceosome. The record is from RefSeq and is a predicted model, not a curated record.
UCGACCUGAUUUUCUUUCUUUCACAAAUUGGAUUGUAUUCCUUUGUUUCCUUGCGAGACAGCGCUGCCUCAUCUCUUCACUUCACUUCACUGAGUCGCAAGCAGCAGAAAGGCUGACACAAACCCUAGCUCUCUCUGCCAUAAUGAACUGCUCAAUCUCCGGCGAGGUGCCGGAAGAUCCUGUGGUCUCCAAGAAGUCUGGUUUGCUCUUCGAGAAGCGUUUAAUCGAGAGACAUAUCUCGGAAUACGGAAAAUGCCCGAUAACUGGGGAACCACUUACCGCUGAUGAUAUUGUUCCAGUUCGAACGGGCAAGAUUGUAAGGCCCAGACCUGCACAAGCUGCUAGUAUCCCUGGCAUGCUCGGAAUGUUCCAGCUUGAAUGGGAUAGUUUGAUGCUAGCUAAUUUUGCAAUGGAGCAACAAUUGCAUACAGCAAGGCAAGAGUUGAGUCAUGCUUUGUAUCAGCAUGAUGCUGCAUGCCGUGUUAUUGCGAGACUCAAAAAAGAAAGGGAUGAAGCAAGAUCAUUACUUGCUCUGGCUGAGAGACAAAUUCCCAUGUCAGCACAAUCAACAAUUGCAGCAAAUGCCUCUGUCCAUAGCAAUGGGAAACCAGCUGCUGAUGACCAGCUGGGACCUGGCUUGAGGAAUGUACGCCCUGGAAUAUCUCCCAAUAUCCUAGAUGAUAUGACUGAAUGUAAUUCGGUUCUUUCACAGCAGAGGAAGAGGCGACAGAUAUCCCCAACGUUGGCUCCAGUUGAUGCUUUGGAGAGGUAUACUCAGAUAUCUAGCCAUCCCCUUCAUAAAACAAGCAAACCUGGAAUUUUAUCGAUUGAUAUUCAUUCUAACAAGAACAUAAUUGCAACUGGAGGGGUUGAUACAAAUGCAGUAAUCUUUGAUCAACCAUCAGGACAAAUCAUAUCCACUCUUAGUGGUCAUUCAAAGAAGGUUAACAGUGUCAAAAUUGUACCUCGGGAUGAUCUGUUAAUAACUGGGUCAGCAGACAAGACAGUUCGCAUAUGGCAAGGUUCUGAUGAUGGGAACUAUAACUGUAACCACGUUUUGAAGGACCAUACUGCAGAGGUGCAAGCUGUUACUGUGCAUGCCACGAAUAACUACUUUGUGACUGCUUCUCUUGAUGGUACAUGGUGCUUUUACGAUCUUUCCUCGGGGUUAUGUCUGACACAGGUUGAAGACCCUUCCGCAUCUGAGGGCUAUACAUCUUUGGCGUUUCAUCCUGAUGGUCUUAUCCUUGGAACAGGCACCACUGGGGGCCUUGUGAAAAUUUGGGAUGUUAAAAGUCAGACAAAUGUUGCGAAGUUUGAGGGACAUGUUGGUGCAGUAACUUCCAUCUCCUUCUCUGAGAAUGGUUACUUUCUUGCGACUGCAGCAAGUGAUGGCAUUAAGUUGUGGGAUCUACGCAAAUUGAAAAACUUCAGGACAUUCACUCCAUAUGGUCCUGACACACCAACAAACUGUGUUGAAUUCGACUACAGUGGAAGUUACCUUGCUGCUGCAGGCUCCGAUAUAAGAGUCAUCCAAGCUACUAGCGUCAAAUUAGAUUGGAACACUAUAAAGACUUUUCCUGAUAUGUCUGGCACAGGUAAAGCAACAAGUGUCAAAUUUGGUCCAGAUGCAAAAUAUAUUGCAGUAGGAUCGAUGGACCGUAACCUUCGCAUUUUUGGCCUGCCUGGCGAUGAUAGUGCAAUGGAGCCCUGAAGUCUUAUCAAAGUUACCCCGUCUGCAGUUGCUGUUACCUUCACUGCUGGUUAAUUUGGAUUCAUCUUGUUGGCCAUUGAACAGGGUUUUGAAGCAAUUGUGCCUUGUAGAACAUUUAUGUAGUUUUGUAUUUCCAUGUGCAGUGUUAACUGAGUGAUAGAUGUUAUUCCGGGGGAAAAAAAAAAAAAAGGAAAGAAAAAAAGGGGAUAGAAAUAGUUGAAUGCUUAAGAGAUUUCAAUUUUCAUGGCAUAUUUAUUGGCGGCUGAGGUUGUACUAUUAUUUUUUCAUGUUCUUAAUUUCCCCAAAUACCAUCAUGACAUUAUGGUUGA